UAGCAAUCGUCUCGUGUGAGGAUUCAGAGCCUUCUUUCCGCUGCAGACUGUCCUGACAACCGCUAGCUGCACUUGCUCAAGGUCAACAGCAUCUGUGAAUGUUGUGUUGUAGUAUUUGUGGUCUGUAACGUACCAUUUCGUUUCCUCGCUAUUGUUGUCGCUCAUUGUGUAGCGAAGUGGUCGUUACAACUUGUGCAAUCUAGUGUCUGACAAGGUGAACCCUGGGAGAGUGCUUACAGUUGUGGCCGGUUUGCAUCACUGCAGCGAAACCCUCUACCAGGUCUGUCUAUUGGGGACUUUCGUGUUCUUCCUUGUUUGCCAUAACUCGUCUGUAAUCUAGUAAACCCUUGCAGGACUCCCUGGUCAUCUUCAGUGAACGUGUUGCACACGGCGUCCUUCUAGAAACGACGCUUGGUCCGUGCUCGAACGUAGAGCAACUGCCGUGAUAUGCAAUCUGGAAACCUCACUUGAAGGUGGAAAGGUAACUCGUGUAGCCGCUUUGGAAAUCGGAGAUACGAGAAUUGUCCCAGCUGAGGAGAUUUUGUUAGCAGUAGAGAACCAAUGAUUCAAAGAUCUCCCACAAUCCGUCUCCAUGAGGUCUAGGUAGACGCCACACUCGAAGUGGAAGUUUUUUCAGUCUUGCCGUGUACUUGAACUACUCCUACCUUCGAACUUCUUAUGUAAAAUCUCCCUGAUAGAGAUCCCACGCACAGGUCCUUGUCCAGAACGGAACUAUCCAAGCUCGUAUUCCGUACCCUCAAAGUUGUUGCAAUGCUAAAACUGCCAAUUCUAUAGCCAAAGAUGUCAGUCGACCCUCCAAACUACUAGUCACAAUAUCUGUCCAUUUACCAAACAAUCCUCCAGAAGGCAUGAUCAGUAUCCAACACAGUAAGUUCUCUUGCGAUUGGUCGUUUCAUUGAUCACAGAGGCUCAAAUUGUUCUCCUCCAGCGGUUUCACCGAUUGGAAAUGAUGGCAAACCGCACGACUGUCGAUGAUUACAACUGCACGCCCCGACAGUCGACGAUGGGCUUGAACAAGAACUCGCAUGGCAUUGGGAAACCUGCCUAUUGUGGGGGAUCUUCUGCUCCAACGGGAAGACACUGGCACCCUGCCCCGCAACCACCGCAUAUUCGAGUGAUCCACAUUUUUGCUCCCAAAGUGAUCCAAACAGACGUGGCCAACUUCAAGUCCACGGUGCAGAAGCUGACAGGGAAGUCGCGCAAGAAAUCUGGUCGACGAUCCCAAUCCAAGCAACCAAAUGACUCUGUUGUUGCAAAUCCGAGUACAGCGGUGGCUGGUAACUCUAUACAUCAAGAUGCAGGGAGCUUCAUGGACCAGCUGAAUGCCCAUGAGAUGCGGCGUUUUUAUGGUUCCGGCGCCGACCCUCUUGUGCGAAGCAACAACGAGGACUCUACAACGUAUAGCUUGGACAGCUGCAACACCUUCAGUAUCGACAGCGGAAACACGGUUAGUAACAUCGACGCAGGCGACUUUCCGAGCCCAACUGACGGCAGCGUUAGUAACUGCACCUUUCAACCGCGCGAGACACCGUAUGCUUUGAGCGAGAUCCUCGCACCUUUCUUCGGUGCCGACAUGAUCAGCCACCCAAGCUUCAACGAUCCAUCUCCCAUGCUCUCGCACCACGGCCUUGACUCAGCGUGGGUUCCCGAAACCAGCACUUCCCAUGUGCCGCCAAUGAUGGACACCACCAUGUCUUCCAUGUUGGGAAUCGAUAUGGACAUUGGUUCCGAUCCUCUGCCUGAGCACCCCUUUGCCUCGCUUACAAGCUCAUUGUCGGGAGGGUUGUAUGAUAUGAUGCCGGGUCAGCAUUGCAGAUUGAGCGUGCACAGACCAUUACAAGGCUCCAUUUUCGAGUCCAUUUGAUUAAAUCCUGAUUGACAGGAGAAUUUUGGCGCAUGAUAAACUGAAGAGGUCAUCGACGACGCGUCACUCACGUGUGGCAGCUGCAGAUGAGGAUCGGCACCCAUGCAGCGAUCUGUCAAGAAUAUAAGCAGGACUUGUUCAGGUGUGAUCGACGCUGGUUGAAUGGACUGGUUGCUGUGUGUAGACUUCAUGUAACUCAAUACACUCGUACAAUGUACAGCAUUGAGAACUAGACUUGUUCAAUUCCUUUUAGAUACCCCUUGCACAGCUACUCUAGUUUGCCUUGGCAUCUUUUCAGAUCCAACCUCAAAUCCCAUGACGUUGAAGUUCCAACUUGUAUUUUAAGCUUGUUGAACUGCGUCAGAACUAGGCAGGCUAACACAUAGUUCGCAGUUGAUUGGUUAGGUUGCAAGUGAAUAGUCAUUCAGAUUGUAAAUAGUAUUCGGUUCACUUCGGGAUGGAGUCCUUACGGUCCUGUGGGUAGCGGUUUUCAUCGCUUGAGUUAUUGCCCCAGGCCUCAGAUUACUAUAAGCCUGGAGGAUGAAUAAGGCACUGAUUAAUUCCAAAAAAACAGGUGCUAAAUUAAGUUAGCAAUUUUUUUUUGCA
Molecule: messenger RNA, 2491 nt
Organism: Physcomitrium patens
Lineage: Eukaryota; Viridiplantae; Streptophyta; Bryopsida; Funariales; Funariaceae
Cellular component (GO): nucleus
Source: RefSeq, a predicted model, not a curated record